ACUCGUUACUUAAAAAUAGUCGUGAUAAGUCGCAGACACGAAAAUAUCGCACAUCCCUAGGGGAGCUGUGUGAGCGUGUGUGUGUGCGUGCGGGUGUGUGAAUGAAAAACUGGCAACUGUGAAAAUAUAACCAAAAAUAAAGGCAAAUCUGUAUUGAGUGCGUUGCCUUAACGCCAUCGACAGUGAAAUCAAAGUUGCCAUCGACAGCUGAGAAGUCGCAGCAGCAGUUGGAGCAGCAACAGCAGCCAUGGCGGACACUGCGACGGCAGCGACAACUGCGGCGGCCACUAAAAAGAAGUUUAAAAAUAAAAACAAAAAGUCACAGCAGCAGCAACAACAACAAAAAACUGAGCCAGAGACAGCACAAGGCUCAGCGGCAGUUAAAGCUGCUCAUCAGCCAAAUGGACAUGUCCCGGAUGCUAGGAAUGCCGCUGAUGAUGCGGAUGUUGAACUGAUCAACGGUAUUAUGCAGCAGGUGCAACUGUGUAAUGGCCAUGCCAAGGAUAAGGCAAUGACAAAGGCAAAAGCAAAAGCAAAGGCUGAAUCGGUGGGGGCUGAGAUGCUUACAGUCACGGCCACACUCAAUGGGCAUGUGAAUAAGAGUGCUGCUAUUAAUAACAACAAUCAUAUUAACAAUAACAACAAUAGCAACAACAACAACAAUGUUAACAACAACACCAGCAACCGCAACAAGAACAACAAUAACAAUAGCAGCAGCAGCGGCGGUAAAGCGAAAAACAACAACAAGUCCCAAUCUGCAGUUGAAGAAAGUACGGAGUCCAAGUUGUUGACAGCAUCGGAUCCAUUGCUGGAGGAGGCGGAGGAGGAUGACGAGGAGCAGCAGCAAACGACAGGUGUAAAAGGCGCCAGCGUAGUUGCGACAAGUAAAAGCACUGCCAACACACAAACAACAUCAGCAACAACAACAAAGACAACAGCCAUGGCCAUCGCAACAAGAGGCAGUCCACAGGAUGAGGCGCCCUCGACAUCAGCUGCUGCGGCUGCCGCUGCAGCGCAGCCACAACCGCAGUCACAGCCACAACCACAGCAAUCCCAGCUUCAGCUCGAACCUGCCAUUUCAGCCGAUGAAAUCAUUUACAAGGAAUACGAAGCCGAGCAUCAGAUGCAUGAUAUAAUGCGACUGAUACAGGCGGAGCUGUCCGAGCCAUAUUCAAUAUACACUUACCGCUACUUCAUUUACAAUUGGCCAAAAUUAUGCUUCCUAGCCUCGCACGAUAAUCAAUAUGUGGGCGCCAUUGUAUGCAAGCUGGACAUGCAUAUGAAUGUGCGACGCGGUUACAUUGCGAUGUUGGCGGUGCGCAAGGAAUACCGCAAGCUAAAGAUCGGCACCACGCUGGUGACCAAAGCCAUCGAGGCCAUGCUCGCUGACAAUGCUGAUGAAGUGGUGCUGGAAACGGAAAUGCGUAAUGAGCCGGCGCUGCGUCUAUAUGAAAAUUUGGGCUUUGUGCGUGAUAAACGACUAUUUCGUUACUAUCUUAAUGGCGUGGAUGCACUGCGUCUCAAGCUCUGGUUUAGAUGAGCCAACGCAAUAUCGGAAGAUACUGUCGAAAUUAUUGUCUAGUGGCCGCCAAGCGAGAGCUCUACAAAAAAGAUGCCUUGUUUUUUUUUUUGUGACUAUUUAUAUAGUUAAAAACCCAACGUUUUCCUUGGGCUGGCUUCCACACACACCCAAACAAACACACACACCUCUGCAUACUGUCCGCAAGAACAGGACUCUUGUUUGUUUCUUCUAAUCCUUUUUUUUUCUAUAUAUAAAUAUAUACAUAUAAGUAUAUAUUAAUUUUACUAGGCGUUUGUUUGUCGGUCGAUUUAGUUGCUGAAGUGGCGCAUGACAAACAAUCAUUUUGUACCUAUGAACUAGGAUUUACAAAUUAAUUUUCAUUAACUGUAUGUAAAUUAUUUUAAUUAUUUAAGCGUAAUGGCAACAUGAAGCAGAGCAACAAACAAAAAAAAUAAUAAACACACACAACAAGAAUAACAAAUGGGAAUUCAUAUAGAAAAUUAACAAAUACAUAUGCAAUACGUGAUUGACACACACAUACACAUACAAACAUAAGGCGCAUAAGCAACAGCUACAACAACAAGAACAACAACUAUCACAUAUUCAUAGCAAUAUGUAAUCAUAGCAUUAAAAAAGAAGAGAACACGAAAAACUUACAUUGAAAACGUACAUAUGUUUAACAAAUUAAUACACAUACAUUGAAGAUCAAAACCAUUUGCAUAAGUGAAUAAACACACACGUAUUAUAUAAAUAUAGCCUUUUGUUAUACAUAGAUACAGACAUGCAAAUACAUACAUACAUACACACAUAUGUUAAAUCAAAUUUCGUGUGCUAAUUUGUAGCAUUUUAAAACAUUUAUGAAAAUAGUUGAAACGAAUGAAAGAAGAGAAACCCGAAACAGAAAGAGAAAAAAAAAAUAAGAUUGAGAAAAAAGAAAUUAUUUGAAAAUGGCAGCAUGAGGCGCGUUGUUAACGAUCAAGACUUUGCCGUAAAUUAUACAAAAUAUAUAACUAAUAA
This is a messenger RNA of Drosophila innubila, 2539 nucleotides long. RefSeq names its product N-alpha-acetyltransferase 30A (gene Naa30A). Gene Ontology annotation, cellular component: NatC complex. The record is from RefSeq and is a predicted model, not a curated record. Gene Ontology annotation, biological process: N-terminal peptidyl-methionine acetylation. The coding region runs from base 248 to 1540 and encodes 430 amino acids. The transcript is spliced from 4 exons. Gene Ontology annotation, molecular function: protein-N-terminal amino-acid acetyltransferase activity. Lineage: Eukaryota; Metazoa; Arthropoda; Insecta; Diptera; Drosophilidae.